Aspergillus wentii DTO 134E9 is the source of this 806-nucleotide messenger RNA. RefSeq names its product Zn(II)2Cys6 transcription factor domain-containing protein. The record is from RefSeq and is a predicted model, not a curated record. Bases 266 to 763 code for a protein of 165 amino acids. NCBI's taxonomy places the organism in Eukaryota, Fungi, Ascomycota, Eurotiomycetes, Eurotiales, Aspergillaceae. Gene Ontology annotation, biological process: regulation of DNA-templated transcription. The transcript is spliced from 3 exons. Gene Ontology annotation, molecular function: DNA-binding transcription factor activity, RNA polymerase II-specific; zinc ion binding.
UACCUGAUAACUACGUUCGCAAACCAAUGUCCUAGAUCCACCGAACAAUGAUCCCUGCACAACUUCGUUUGGAUGAGUAUUUCAAAUGAUUGCCUAGGCCUUGCAUUUGUGUUUAUCCUCUUUGUUUAACAACCGUAGUGGCGUCUGCACCUAUCACACCUGCUUACCACGUCUUUAUCUCUUUGUUACAAUGAAACACAGUGGGCAUCCGCAUGGUCUUAUCCAGUUCAUUUUUGACCUACGUAGCCCCUGAGCCGUGACUGGCAUGUUCAUAUAUACCUCUUCCAGCCUGCGUAGAUUCUUUGGGGUGCCAAUUAUCAGCAUCUUCGAGAUGGACAAUCAGGAGAAACCACGGCCUCGGUGCCUACUUCCUGCCCCACUCAAUGGUCUCUAUCAGGGGCGUACUGAACAUACCAACUACCAUAAGGAGCGCAAGCGUCGAAUUAUAGCAUGUACUAGAUGCAAACAAAGAAAACAGAAGUGUAUCGGCAGAAAUCCUUGUCAAGGCUGUGAAGAGACACAAUCCAUGUGCACUUUUGACUUUUCCCAGGAUAAGCGCAUGAGAAGUUAUCGGGAGCUGCUUGAACAUAGGUCACGAACGAUGGAGAGUUUGCUUCUCGAAAUGAUAUGCGCUUUACGGUCUGGAAACGACUGCGAUAUUAUGAAGCUGAAGGAUAGCGUUCUUAGGGAUCCUUCGCCUGAAGCUUCGUUGGCUAGAAUGAUAAAAGAACGUUCGGGAAAAUCAGAUGAUGUUCAAUAUUGAAGGCCAACUUGGGUCGCGGGGCUCAAAUACUAAGCUUUCAAGG